CAGCUACUCGAGUGAGCACGCCCAACUAACCUGGCAUGGUGGCAGUUUUGUGUCGCUGCGGCUCUAGUGUCAACUUUGCAGGAGUGAAGCAGAAGUCUUGUGCAGCCUGUAGAUUGUCGACGAGCGUAAGGAGAUUGUUACAACAUCAGACAUUUGAUGAGCACAUUUGCCAUGCCAGUGACAUCCCAGUUGUUUGCUGUCCUUCGAAAUGGAGAAAUCAGUAAGAUCUGCAGCUCUGCCUUACAACCGCAAAACAGGCAUCUCUGUAGAAAAGCAGUAAUACUAAGAGUGAAUAAAUGUCACCUUCGAUUCUUUCAGACAGCUAAUUCAGGAAUCUGUGAGCCUAAACAACUGACAAAGAGGAGUCCUGCAUUGCAAGUUCCCAGCAGGAAAUACCAAACAAGUUCUCAGCUGCUUUACAACCUAACACCCCCUCAAGUUAACAGUAUCUUGAAAGCAAAUGAAUACAGUUUUAAAGUUCCUGAAUUUGAUGGCAAAAAUGUAAGCUCGGUUUUGGGCUUUGAUAGCAAUCAGCUUCCUGCCAAUGCUCCCAUUGAAGACAGAAGAAGUGUCGCUACCUGCUUACAGACCCGUGGAAUGCUACUAGGUGUAUUUGAUGGCCAUGCUGGAUGUGCCUGUGCUCAGGCAGUUAGUGAAAGGCUUUUUUACUAUAUUGCAGUUUCAUUACUGCCACAAGAAACUUUGAUUGAGAUUGAAAAUGCAGUGGAAAGUGGACGUGCAGUGUUACCAAUCUUACAGUGGCAUAAACACCCCAAUGAUUAUUUUAGCAAGGAGGCCUCUAGAUUGUAUUUCAAUAGUCUAAGAACAUACUGGCAAGAACUCCUUGAUCUAAACAGUGGAGAAAAUCCAGAUAUUAAAGAGGCUCUGGUUAAUGCUUUUAAAAGACUGGAUAAUGAUCUCUCACUAGAAGCACAAGUUGGUGAUCCAAAUUCUUUCCUGAAUUACUGGGUACUCAGAGUGGCAUUUUCUGGGGCAACUGCUUGUGUUGCACAUGUUGAUGGUGUAGAUCUACAUGUUGCUAACACAGGAGAUGGCAGGGCAGUACUUGGUGUCCAGGAAGAAGAUGGUUCUUGGGCUGCGAUGACCUUAUCCAACGAUCAUAAUGCCCAAAAUGAAAAUGAAGUAAAGAGGAUACGAUCUGAGCAUCCUAAAAAUGAGGAAAAGACCGUCAUCAAGCAAGAUCGGUUACUUGGUUUGCUGAUGCCCUUUCGGGCAUUUGGAGAUGUUAAAUUCAAAUGGAGUAUUGAGCUACAGAAACGUGUACUGGAGUCGGGGCCAGAUCAGUUGAAUGAAAACGAGUACACAAAGUUUAUCCCUCCAAAUUAUCAUACUCCUCCCUAUCUCACAGCUAAGCCUGAGGUAAUUUAUCACAAGUUAAGGCCACAAGACAAAUUUCUGGUCUUGGGAAGUGAUGGACUCUGGGAGACCAUGCACAGACAAGAAGUUGUAAGGGUUGUUGGAGAAUACCUCACCGGUGUUCAUCAACAACAGCCUAUAACUGUUGGAGGCUAUAGAGUUACCCUUGGACAAAUGCAAGGUUUACUGAUGGAGCGAAGAGCUAGAUUUUCAUCUGUGUUUGAGGAUCAGAAUUCUGCAACACAUCUCAUAAGACAUGCAGUUGGAAACAAUGAAUUUGGAGUGGUGGAUCAUGAACGUCUUUCUAAAAUGUUGAGUUUGCCAGAAGAGCUUGCUCGCAUGUAUAGGGAUGACAUCACUGUUAUAGUCGUACAGUUCAAUUCACAUGUGAUUGGUGCACAAAAUAAACCAGGAGAGGAUGUUUAAGCAGAAGUGUGAAUAUUCAAUUGAUCAAAGAUGAGUUUUUUUGUGUGUGUAUGUUUGUUUUGUCCUUUUAUUCUUGAAAAUGUAUCAUUUACUGGCUUCUAAAAAUAUUUGUGUAAGUACUUUGUCUGAUCCUUGUGUUGAAAGUCACUUAUCGGUGAUGAAUGUAACAUUAUUGUUUGAAAAAAAUUUUCUGAGACCUAAAGAAACUGAGACAGUUAGUUAAAAAAUGAACAAUUGAAGUCACACCAGGUUUUAGGCAAGCAGUUUAUUUUUCAAUCCAUUUUUUAUAUAGUUAUAAAAUGAACAUUGUCAUGGAUAAUAUAUUUCCUUUACUUAUAAAUUUCGUGUGUAUCAUUGGACACAAAAUAUAAAAUAUUAACUCUCUUCAUGCCCUGCAAACAUCUUGUAACUCAGAACUGUUUGAUUGGUUUCACACACUGUGUAUAAUGCAACUUUUAGCAUGUUUCAGUACAAUGUUUGCUCCAUAUGCACCAUUUUGUAUAAAGUAUUUUAUCCUCCCUUCAAAAUGCCACCAAAUUAAAUGAGGCUACAUGACCACGUUUGUUCAGCAGCCUGUGUUUUGCUUCUGUACUGUUGUUUCAUACUGUAAAAUAUUUAACAAAACCAUUGUUUCACUAGUUAUAACAUCUAUAUAAAUAUGACGGUUACCUUUAAGUAUUCAUUUUCCUUGUUAUGUCAUCAGUGUACAUCAUUUUAAUUGAAGCAAAGAAUUAGAUAUUUAAUUUUACUUCUUAAACAUUUAUUUUGUUGCUUUUUAUUUGUUUUUUUGUUUACAGUCUCAGUGUGAUGUCAGGUGUUUUUUACACGUCAUAUUACUUUUUAUGAUUAAGGGAUAUCUAGAAUUGCAGUAGGAAAGUGAAUUUCUUUUGGCACAGUAGUUUUUCAUGUUUUCUUUUUCUGAGCACAUCAGGUGAGGUUACUGUUAAAGUGGUAGAUGGUUUCACCAGCUUACUUAUCAUAUAUAUAUAUUAUAUAUAUUAUUAUUAUUAUUCAAGAUAAACAUUUGACUUGCACUAUAGAUUUAGGAGUUUAAAUAGUAAUAAACCAAGUCCUUGUAAUUUGCUUGUAAUCAGAUUAUUUUUUUAAGUCACAUUCUUUUUUGCACAUUUUUGUGAAAGCAUCAUUGAAAACAUUUGGCUGUCCCAAAAGAAAACAGAAAAUGUUUAGUUUAUUAUCAGCAAUUUAUUAAUGUGUAUUUAAUAGUAAUAUAAAUCCUUUGUGUGAAUUUAUUAAUGGUACAACUCAUUUUAGCCUUUUGUCUUCUCAAGUAUGUUUUCAAACUAAUAUGAAGUUUCAGUACUGUACUAUUGACCUUUGGAAGUCAGUUUUAUAGAGCAGGCUUAUUUUAUUUUAUUUUUUUUUUUGGAAGGCUGUUUAUUUUAAGGCAGUACAAUAUACUUUAAACAUUUUCUUUUGUGAAAAGCAACAUGAAAAGUGCCGCUCUUUUAAAUGACUAAACUUAAUCUUAAGUUCUCUGCAUUAAAGCAACAGGUGAAUUUGAAAUGGUUAUUUUUCUUAUUUUACUAUUAUCAGUAAAUUUGAUAAUCUGUCUGAUUUCAUGAAUAUGAUAAAGAAAUACAUCUAAUCUUUAUCUAAUAUAUAUUUUAAUGGAAACAUUGUUGCAGGGGCUAAGCUAACAACUCUCUUUAUAAAUAUUAGAAUUUUACCUCUAACACAGCUACAUUUAUUGAUUUUUUUACUUUAUUGUUAAAAGAACAAUUUUAAGUGGCAGUUUUACAUUUAUACUUUAGAAUAUAUUAAUUUUGUUUUGUUAUAACAGUCCUCUUCACGUUACAUUGGAUAUAUUGGAACUCUAAGACUGAGAGUAUGAACGUUAUUACAUUAUGCACGUGCCUUAUAAAUAGAUUUGUUGUUUUUGUCAGCCAGGAUUGUUUACUGGUUACUUUUGUAGAUGUGUAAUUACUAUAGUUAUAGUGUGAGAACAGCAUUUGCUUACUCUGGUGUAGCAUCAGUAUCUGAGUUUAUAAUAUAAAUCAAGAUUUCUGCCUUGGUAUCCAAUGCCAUGCACAUUAUAUAGUUAAGAAAUUUGGAACUAUAGCUGCUGGUAGCCCUUGCAAUGCAUAUGUGAUUUAGAGGUGAGUUUAUUUUGAGGUAAGUAUUAGCUGUAGUCCAAAUGGAAUGUAAUUUGUCACAUACAGUUUAUAUUCUUACUUUCUUUUUUAUCUACAUCAAGUUAAA
This is a messenger RNA of Polypterus senegalus (gray bichir), 4023 nucleotides long. Its product is annotated as pyruvate dehydrogenase [acetyl-transferring]-phosphatase 1, mitochondrial-like. The record is from RefSeq and is a predicted model, not a curated record. The coding region runs from base 157 to 1803 and encodes 548 amino acids. Gene Ontology annotation, molecular function: protein serine/threonine phosphatase activity; cation binding. The transcript has 2 exons. Gene Ontology annotation, biological process: protein dephosphorylation. Lineage: Eukaryota; Metazoa; Chordata; Cladistia; Polypteriformes; Polypteridae.